This is a messenger RNA of Vitis riparia (riverbank grape), 3255 nucleotides long. RefSeq names its product probable LRR receptor-like serine/threonine-protein kinase At1g67720. NCBI's taxonomy places the organism in Eukaryota, Viridiplantae, Streptophyta, Magnoliopsida, Vitales, Vitaceae. Gene Ontology annotation, biological process: protein phosphorylation. Gene Ontology annotation, molecular function: protein kinase activity; ATP binding; protein binding. The coding region runs from base 271 to 3063 and encodes 930 amino acids. The record is from RefSeq and is a predicted model, not a curated record. The transcript has 15 exons.
AAUAUGCUUUUCCCAAAGCAAGAAAAAGUGAACCCGAAAUCUUUUUCUCCAAAAAGAAGAUUCCAAAACCUAAAGAAUAGUUCAGGAAUGUGAUUGAACAUUGCCCAAACUCACAAAUCCAUCAGCAAAAGUGAAGAGCUAGUGGAAGAAAGAUGGGAUGAGAUGCUGAACUUUAAGCCAGUUGAGAACUGCCUUUGAUUUUCUCUCAAUACUUGAAGAUGCUAAACAAAAACUAGGUUCAAAAGCUCUGGUUUCUCUCCCUGUUCUUCAAUGGGGUUAUUCUACCAUUUCUUGGUCUCUUUUCUAUGCUUAAUAACAACUACUCUCUGCCAAGUUACAGAGUUCAUCAGUAUAGACUGUGGAGGCACAAGUAAUUACACUGAUUCAAGGACAGGGCUGCAGUGGAUUUCAGACGCUGGGGUCAUUAGCUAUGGAAAAUCAGUACAAGUUGAGAAUCCAUAUGGGGGCUGGCUUCAGUAUCAGCAACGCAGAGACUUCCCAACAGAAAGCAAGUAUUGUUACACUCUGAAAACAGAAGAGAGAAGAAGGUACCUAGUCAGGGCCACAUUUCAGUAUGGAAGCUUGGAAAGUGAAGGCACAUACCCGAAAUUUCAGCUCUACUUGGAUGCAACCAAGUGGGCAACUGUCACAGUUUUGGAAUCAGCGAGAGUAUAUGUGAAGGAAAUGAUCAUCAGGGCACCCUCGAGCUCCAUAGACGUUUGUCUCUGCUGUGCUACUACUGGUUCUCCAUUCAUAUCUACUCUUGAGUUGAGACCACUCAACCUUUCAAUGUAUGCCACCGAUUUUGAAGAUGGUUUCUUCUUGAAAGUUUCAGCUAGAGUGAACUUUGGUGCUCCAAGUGAGGACCCCAUAAGGUACCCUGAUGAUCCAUAUGACAGAAUAUGGGAAUCUGAUCUUGUGAAAAGGCAAAAUUAUCUUGUGGGGAUGGCUCCAGGCACAGAAAGAGUCAAUACAUCAAAGCAGAUAGACGUAAGAACAAGGGAGUACCCACCUGUUAAAGUAAUGCAAACUGCAGUUGUUGGCACAAGAGGAAGGCUCAGCUACAGGUUGAACCUGGAAGAUUUCCCAGCCAACGCUCGGGCUUAUGCAUUUUUUGCUGAAAUUGAAGAGUUGGGAGUCAAUGAAACACGGAAAUUCAGAAUGGAGCGACCUUAUUUGCCUGACUAUAGCAAUGCAGUGGUAAAUAUUGCUGAGAAUGCCAAUGGGAGCUACUCUCUUUAUGAGCCUAGUUACAUGAAUGUUACUAUGGAUUUUGUUCUAUCAUUCUCUUUUGUAAAGACCCGAGACUCUACGCGAGGGCCACUCUUAAGUGCAAUUGAGAUAAGUAAAUAUGUGCAGAUUGCCUCAAAGACAGACAAGGGAGAUGUGACUGUUCUGAAUGCCCUUUGCGCCAUUUCUACUGAAAGUGCUUGGUCGAAUGAAGGAGGUGAUCCAUGUGUUCCAGCUCGCUGGUCAUGGGUGGCUUGCAGCCCAACAACCACACCGAGAAUUACAAAAAUUACUUUAUCUGGAAAGAAUCUGAAUGGUGUAAUUCCAUCUGAGCUUAAGAACAUGGAGGGAUUGACAGAAUUGUGGCUGGAUGGAAAUUACCUCACAGGGCCAAUCCCAGACAUGAGUAAUCUUAUCAGUCUGAAAAUUGUGCAUCUAGAGAACAACAGACUGACUGGUCCAUUGCCUUCUUACCUUGGUAGUUUGCCAAGCUUACAAGAACUGCAUGUGCAGAACAACCUUCUUAGUGGAGAAAUACCCCCAGCAUUGUUAACCGGCAAAGUAAUUUUCAACUAUGAAGGUAAUAGCAAACUACACAAAGAGGCACACAAGACACACUUUAAGUUGAUACUUGGAGCUUCAGUUGGACUGCUUGCACUUCUCUUAGUUCUUUGCAUAGGAAGUUUAUUCCUGUUGUGCAAUACUCGAAGAAAGGAAUCGCAAAGCAAGAGUAAUGACAAAGGAAGUUCUUUGCGUACGAGCACGAAGGCUUCUACUUCUUACUCAAUUGCAAGAGGUGGAAAUCUAAUGGAUGAAGGAGUAGCUUGCUACAUUUCACUCUCUGACCUAGAGGAAGCUACUAAAAAUUUUGCAAAGCAAAUUGGCAGAGGAAGCUUUGGACCUGUCUACUAUGGGAAGAUGCCAGAUGGAAAAGAGAUUGCAGUUAAGAUCAUGGCUGAUUCAUCCAGCCAUGGAACCCAGCAGUUUGUAACUGAGGUUGCCCUCUUGUCAAGAAUUCAUCAUAGGAACUUGGUUCCUCUCAUUGGAUACUGUGAGGACGAACACCAACAUCUUCUGGUUUAUGAGUACAUGCACAAUGGAACCCUGCGCAAUCACAUACAUGAUUCUACAAACCAGAAGUGUUUAGACUGGCUUGGUCGUCUUUAUGUUGCAGAAGAUGCAGCUAAAGGUCUUGAAUACUUACACACUGGAUGCAACCCCAGUAUCAUUCACAGAGAUGUAAAGACAAGCAAUAUUCUAUUAGACAUUAAUAUGAGGGCAAAAGUAUCAGAUUUUGGACUUUCAAGGCAAGCUGAAGAAGAUUUAACUCAUGUAUCAAGUGUCGCACGAGGGACUGUAGGCUACCUUGAUCCUGAGUACUAUGCAAAUCAACAGCUGACAGAAAAGAGUGAUGUUUACAGUUUUGGAAUCGUCCUGCUCGAACUGAUCUCUGGAAGAAAGCCAGUUUCACCAGAAGAUUAUGGUGCUGAAUGGAACAUUGUUCAUUGGGCAAGGUCAUUAAUUCGUAAAGGAGAUGUGAUCAGUAUAGUGGAUCCAUUUCUACUAGGAAAUGUCAAAAUUGAGUCCAUUUGGAGGAUUGCUGAGAUUGCAAUACUAUGUGUAGAACAACAUGGAACUUCCAGGCCUAAAAUGCAGGAAAUAAUUUUAGCUAUUCAAGAUGCCAUCAAGAUUGAAAGGGGGAAUGAAGGUGAUCACAAAGCAUGUUCUGGUAGUUCAAAAGGACAAUCUUCGCGCAAAACAUUACUAACAAACUUCCUUGACAUCGAAAGCCCUGACUUAUCAAAUGAUUGCUUAGUCCCUUCUGCAAGAUAAACAUGAUCCCACACCAUCUAUUACUUUGUAUAAGUAGAAAAAUACUGUUAACUUCUCUUUGUGAUAGAUGUUUUGCUUGUAGCUAAUAUGCCAACAGCAGAGAGUAGUAAGUAUAAACUAAGCCCUCUUUCCUUUUUUUCAGUGGUCACAUUAAAUAACAAAGGAAAAGCACACCAUCUUGCUUUGGUUGAA